CAUGUGCUUGUCGUGUUUUCUUUUUCCUGUAUGCGCCUUUGUCCCCUCCCCCUGGCCUCUCUCUGUCUGGGUGAGUAAUGAGCCAUGAUAUGGUUGGCCGCUAUCCAAAUGCAGCAUCCUCUGAUUGGUUGUUGCAUGGCUCUUGGGCUCCACGAUUGGACACCUUCUCCUUUGGUGCAUAUUUUACUGAAGCAUAGGAACAGUCUGGAUUUGGAAAACCGAAGCUGGUGAUGCAAGGCAUUCGACCCCCCAUCAUGAACGGGCCCAUGCACCCACGCCCCCUGGUGGCUUUGCUGGAUGGGCGUGACUGCACCGUGGAGAUGCCCAUUCUGAAGGACGUAGCCACCGUGGCCUUCUGUGAUGCCCAGUCCACCCAGGAGAUCCAUGAGAAGGUGCUGAAUGAGGCUGUCGGGGCACUCAUGUACCACACCAUUACACUAACCCGGGAGGACCUGGAGAAGUUCAAAGCGCUCCGGAUAAUCGUCCGGAUCGGCAGUGGGUUCGACAACAUCGACAUCAAGUCCGCGGGAGACUUGGGCAUUGCAGUGUGUAACAUGCCGGCUGCGUCGGUGGAGGAGACAGCAGACUCCACGUUGUGCCACAUCCUGAACCUAUACAGACGGACCACCUGGCUGCACCAGGCCCUGCGUGAGGGCACGCGUGUGCAGAGUGUGGAGCAGAUCCGUGAGGUGGCGUCCGGAGCCGCCCGUAUCCGCGGAGAGACCCUGGGCAUCAUCGGCCUGGGGCGCGUUGGCCAAGCAGUGGCACUGCGAGCCAAAGCCUUUGGCUUCAGUGUGCUCUUCUAUGACCCCUACCUGUCGGAUGGGAUGGAGCGGGCAUUAGGACUGCAGCGUGUCACCACCCUGCAAGACCUCCUCUUCCACAGCGACUGUGUCACUCUCCACUGCAGUCUGAAUGAGCAUAACCACCACCUCAUCAAUGACUUCACCAUCAAACAGAUGCGGCAGGGUGCCUUCCUGGUGAACACAGCUCGGGGGGGGCUAGUGGAUGAGAAGGCUCUGGCCCAGGCUUUGAAAGAGGGGAGGAUACGAGGAGCCGCACUUGAUGUCCAUGAGUCAGAACCCUUCAGUUUCAGCCAGGGCCCCCUGAAAGAUGCACCUAACCUGAUCUGCACCCCCCAUGCUGCCUGGUACAGCGAGCAGGCCUCCAUAGAGAUGCGGGAGGAGGCAGCCAGGGAGAUCCGUAGAGCCGUCACAGGCCGCAUCCCCGACAGUCUGAAGAACUGUGUGAACAAAGACUACCUGAGCCAGGCCACACACUGGGCCAGCAUGGACCCAUCUGCUAUUCAUCCAGAGCUCAAUGGAGCAUACAGGUACCCACCCGGUGUGGUGAGCCUAGCCUCUGGAGGCCUCCCUCCCACUGUGGAAGGAAUCGUGCCCAGCGCCAUGCCUAUCUCACACGGCCUGCCCACCGUUACCCAUCCCCCCCACGCCCCCUCCCCGGGCCAGACAGGCAAACCGGAGGUGGACAGAGAGCAGCACCCCAGCGACCAGUUGUAGCCCGGCCCCACUCCUGUCCAAUCAUGGAACACUCCCUUUCCUUACCCCGCUCCCCAUGAGAGUCUGGAAACAUAAUUGGUUAACAAACAACAGCGACGAAACCAGAGAUUCACAGGACUUGCAUUUCUCUGACCAGUCCAGAAAAGAAGUGACAAUGAAACCUUUGGUUCCUUUAAAGCUGUUUUUUUGUGCAGGAGAACAAUGUCAUGGAUUUGCAAAGAAACAACAGAAGAAAAAGAGAGAGAAACCCCUAAGUAUAAAUUGUAGUUUGUCCCUGUACAGUGGGCUAAUUUUACUGUUUCUGUGUCCUAUGGGCUCCUUGUUAAGCAAGAGUAGUUAAUUAUAUCAUGAAUGUAACCUGUUUGUGUACAGUUUUUAGAACAUAAAAAGGAUUUGUUUGUUUAGCACUGAAAAAGUCAUGUCAAUCCAGGGGAGGCAUUUAACCAACUAACUGAUUUUGAAGACGACUAAACAAAUCUGUUUUUAUAUGUUUCAGUAGGCCCACAAAGAGCCAGUUUUGCGAACCUUCUCAGGAAAUUCAAUUGUGUUCCCUCUUCUUUUCCUCUCUAUACCACAUAGUGCAUUGUUUUUGUACCUGCUUGUCUUUUUAUUUUAAAAUAAUUUGGUAAAGAGUAACACCCCCCCACCCCCACCUCCUACAGCAGAGUUCCAUUGCCUACGUUGGCUCCUUCCUGGUAAAGUG
Molecule: messenger RNA, 2223 nt
Organism: Megalops cyprinoides (Indo-Pacific tarpon)
Lineage: Eukaryota; Metazoa; Chordata; Actinopteri; Elopiformes; Megalopidae
Gene: ctbp1
Product: C-terminal binding protein 1
Exons: 9
Coding region: 231-1520 (429 amino acids)
Molecular function (GO): transcription corepressor activity; NAD binding; oxidoreductase activity, acting on the CH-OH group of donors, NAD or NADP as acceptor
Source: RefSeq, a predicted model, not a curated record